AUGUACGAAGGGAUUGACAACCUGAAAUCCCUUUACGACCGUGCCGGGAAGACUUUCUCCGGCGGUCCUUCUGCGGCACAGUAUGUGCCGCGUCGUACUGCUCAACCAGACCCAGUACGUCGAUCAUCAGUUGGGAGCGGGGCUCCCAAGAAUCCCAGGACGGGGGAUAGCCGCGCCACCGGACGAGAUAACUCGUCCGACGUCCGUUCACGUCGCGGUGGUUCAACAGCUGCUCAACUAGAUAGCGCUGGCCACCACGAGAGUCCUCUAAUGCAGGUGGAGGAGGAGGAAAGAAGCUCUCCACACGAUCAUGUGGAUCGGUGUGUUCCUGAGAGCUUCUUUGAUCGCGUAACGCAAGGGUUACGCGACGAUCUCGAACAUGAGCGGAAUAGGCGUCUCCAAAUGGCGGACACUGCCUCGAAGCAUCGAGCUGAGUUUGCCUUUGCUCAGCUUGAGAACGAGAGAUCUCUGACAUCUCUUCGUGACGAGCUAAGGGUAGCUCGUGGGAUUGUUGAUCCGUCUCGGGCUGAGAUAACUGCUCUUCAGACCCUUGUUGAUGCCCACCAUCGGGAGCACAAGGCUCUCUGCGAGAUGCUUGAGCGCAAGGGCGUUCUUCAUCGGAAGAAGCAGCGUACUGAUGGUACGGCUUAA
Molecule: messenger RNA, 651 nt
Organism: Peronospora matthiolae
Lineage: Eukaryota; Oomycota; Peronosporomycetes; Peronosporales; Peronosporaceae
Source: the annotation of a GenBank genome assembly